Anopheles moucheti is the source of this 4674-nucleotide messenger RNA. RefSeq names its product phosphopantothenate--cysteine ligase (gene Ppcs). The transcript is spliced from 3 exons. NCBI's taxonomy places the organism in Eukaryota, Metazoa, Arthropoda, Insecta, Diptera, Culicidae. Gene Ontology annotation, biological process: coenzyme A biosynthetic process. Bases 632 to 1582 code for a protein of 316 amino acids. The record is from RefSeq and is a predicted model, not a curated record. Gene Ontology annotation, molecular function: phosphopantothenate--cysteine ligase activity. Gene Ontology annotation, cellular component: cytoplasm; nucleus.
AUCGGAAGUGCAGUGUAAAGAAAUGUAAAACCCAACAAGACAGACGGUGGUAAACGGUGUCCGAUUUCUUGUGAAAAUUAUAAUGCUCCGGUUGUUGCACGUUUGCUGGUAGACGAAGAUUAGCCGACGAUAACCCUUUGCAAUGCCCGGUGCAAUUGUACCUGGAGGAUGGUGUGUGCACAAUCAGUCAACAUAACAUCAUUACCUGCUGUUGGACAUAAUUGAUCCCAGACUGUGCGUGAAUUGUGGUGCAUGAAGAGUGUUCUGUUGCGCUUUAUAGUUUGGUGCUGAUCCGGUGAUAGUGUGAUAUCGUGCGUGUAGCGUGAAGUUCAUAGUGUAUUUUUUGGUUACCGAACUUUUUAGGUUACGGACUGCACGGGUCCAGUUUCAAGGAGCAGAGUACACACUCGGUCAAAGUACAGCACGAUGUGCAAAGGCGUAAACAGCAGUUAACAUUACCCCUUACGGUAACGAGCAAGCGAAGGAAGUUUUUUUCUGUUCCAAAGGCAGGAACAAAUUGUGUGUGUUUUAGGGAUAUUGCAGUUUUCAGAUUGCACUAUUGCCGUUCCUCUGCCGGACACGAGCCAUACCGAAGCCAGCGCAAGGACAAAAUAGUGUCACCUGUAUCAGCAUGACGUCGCACUGGGAGGAUUUUUAUGCUACUCAUCUACCGCCGAACUGUUUCGAGGAUAAUCGAUCCUUGCUGAAGGAAUUCUGCGACCGACACUACAAACUCAAGAGCCCCAUCGUGCUCGUUACGUCUGGCGGUACGACCGUUCCAUUGGAGCACAACACGGUGCGCUUUGUGGAUAACUUCAGUGCCGGCAACCGUGGGUCCGCUUCGGCCGAGUACUUUCUUGAGCAUGGGUAUGCCGUUAUAUUUAUGCAUCGAAGCAAAUCACUGGAACCGUUUUCACGUCACUUCACCGGCCAGCAGCUGCUGGAUAUGCUGGAACUGCACGAGGAAGGAAUGAGCACCACAAUUACUGUAAAACCAGACUCGGUGGAUGUGCUGGCACCGGUGCUAGACAAGUACAAAAAUGCCCAGGAAACGCACCGGAUGCUGUACAUCACCUUCACUAGCGUGGUCGACUACAUGUGGCUGUUGCGUGCGGCCUGUGAAUCGUUGGCACCGUUCGAGCGGAAUGCGGUGCUCUUUUUGGCCGCCGCCGUUUCCGACUUUUACGUGCCACAGGAUGAGAUGCCAACGCAUAAGAUACAGUCCGGGCACGGUGCACCGACGAUAUCGCUCCAGCUCGUGCCAAAGAUGCUGGCCCCGCUUGUGAGCCUCUGGGUGCCGCUUGCGUACGUUGUGUCGUUUAAGCUGGAAACGGACGAAGCGUUGCUGAUAGCCAAAUCGCGCGAAAGUCUUAACAAGUACAAGCACAAGCUGGUGAUCGCGAACAUACUGCAGACGCGCAAGAACCGUGUCGUGUUUGUGACACCCAGCAGCAACUACGAGAUUGUGCUGACGAAGGAUCAGGCCCUGUCCGGGCUGGAGAUCGAGGAACCGAUAGUGGCGGAUGUGGUACGGCGGCAUCAGGACUACGUCCGGGAGACGGAACAGCCAACACAUCAAUGACCCACGCGUUCGACCCGGCCCUCGCCCAACAGUGGGCCCGGGACGCAGGUCGACUGUCACGUUACGUUACCACAUUUCUGCAAAGUUUUGAACCCGGGCCGGAAGUACUAGCUACGGCAUGCGAGUGCUCAAUCGUAAACUAAAAUAGAUGGGAAAGUUUAGAGCAACGUAAGAAUGGGAAUGUUUUUGUUAUUAUUUUUCUUUAUUUGAACGGUUCUCGUUUUGUACUAUCGUCUGUUGGUUGUAAGAAAAUUCGUUCCAUUGGUAUAGGAUAUUAUAAAUUAUUAAAAUUAUUUUAAUUUGGGCAGUUUUAUGAGGUUACGUAAAAGUACAUUCCAACGGUAAGCGAAUGCAUAACGCUUUAGUUUAACACCGUCAUUUUGCAUAGUUUCAUGAAUGGUUCAUUAGUAAGAUAAGGACAAAAUAAAACAAGUGAAACACCAGAAGAUGUUACGCCCCUCUGCCGAAACCUUGCGGUGAAAAAAUACAAAGUUUCGACCAUGUUCCUUAUGUACAUGGAGAUAUCUGACAGGAGGGAAUGAAUGAUAAUUCCUGUAAAACCCCAUGCAUGUUUCACCUUGCGUGUUUCGGCACUUUCCUCGUGUAGACGGCACCAGCAGUUCCUAGCUAACAGUAACUAGUAGAUUGCAUUCUUUAGCUCUCUGUGGGACACAAAAUGUUUCGUCGACGAAUGUCGAAGAAAUUAGAUGUGGCAAACGUUUAAACUUUCGUUAAUUAUUUUUGGCUUUUGUUUUUGAUUGCUAUAUAUUUUUUGUACAACGUAAUGAUGAAAGGUAGUUGAUCCGAUGCUACGCAUACAAGUUAACAAAACAUAUAUAACAUGAUUCCUUCUGAUCCUGCUAUACGAAAGAUGGGCAAAAUGUGUAGAAGUAAAAUCUCCCGUAGUGUGGAGAUUAUAGUGAAAUGCUCCCCAGAACCAUUGAGCUUAAGGGCAACCGGCAAGUGUAUCGGAGUUGAACUUCGAUUGAAAAUAGUAACUCAUUUUGGGGUAAUCUGCUUUCUCCACCUGUUACGACAAUGUCACUGCAGGAUUCUUAUAAAAUUUUAUCGAAGGAGCGGAAACGAGUAGAUAUACAUAAGUAGUAUAAAUACUUAGCGAAACGAAUGUGUGCUGCUCUUCUUCUUUUUCUAGACACCCGAAGCAUGUGACAUACAUAGCAUUAAACUGUAAUCAGAACUAACCGUAGUGAUGUUGCUAGCUAACAAUGGUGAAAGUAAAUCAUGUGACCAUGUUUGUGGUGGAAGUAAAAAGAAAAGAAAUCCCUUUAGAAAGCAUAUUCAUCGAUAUCAUUUUAUACACAGUGGUAGGAAUAUAUAUAUGUAUGGUGCCUCCUUUUAUAGCAUUACAAUGAAAUUGUAUCGGAACCAUUAAACAAAGAAAGAAACGAAGGCAAGAGGCUCCUGAGGAUUUGUUACUAGUUUUUUUUUCAAUAUAAUGGACAAGCUAUCGAAGAAUGACCCAACAAUUUUAAAGCGUAAAUAUUCCAGAAAUAAAAUUUCUGACUCCUGUAGGGCGUUCCGGAACUGGAAAAGAAAAACCAUAUAAAUCAAGAAUAUUUACUAGUUACGUUAUGACAUAUCAAACAAUUUUUUUAAUGAAGAAAUUGAUUUGUUUUGAAAUAUAAAAUCCAGUGUAUAAAAUUGUAUUAUCACUUUUUACAAGUACGAUAAAAAACAAUGAAAAAUCGUUCUCCAAAUUAUUGCAAUAGAGUCUAUUAGCUAAACUCCCAAGGUCGUCCUACCUGAUUGAACUAAACAGGAAACUAAUUCUGGCUUGACAUAUCGAGCCAGCAAAAGAAUUUAUUUUCAUAAAAUUUUCAUAGAUGUUUGCAUUUACCAGCUAUUAAUUUGAUUCGACAAAUGGGCAAUCCAAGCUAUGUUGCAAAUAAGGUGUAGUUGUGUUAAGAACGUUAAUCAAAAUAAAAUAAGAAAUCCUCCUUUUUUGUUGACGGUGUUGCAGUGUUUUAGCAAUCGUAAUGGUAGGAAAAUAGUCAAAAAUACAUAUAAACAAAGAUGAAAUUAAACAAACAAACAAACAAAUCCGGUUCCUGUUAAUGCCAACACAGCAAAAAAAAAAGUUCAGCAGCAGAGAAGAAAGAUAAUUAAAUAAAUAAACACACACAUAAAAUAGCAACCAUCGGUAGUGUAACUAAAGUAGUGAACAAGUGUUAUCAAAGGCACGAAGAAAGUAGGCAAAACAGAGUAAUGAAAACUAACUAAGUAAAAGGAUAAAUCAAGUAAUGAGUAAAAUCUACGAAACCAUGAUAAAUCAAGCAAAACAAGAAGCGGAAUGGUAGUAAAAUUAGAUACUCUGAUCAAGAACUUCUGUCCUCGCGAGAAUAGCGCUCAUUCGAUAAAUAUAGAUGAGGUACUACGAGGUACGAUGAAGAACCAUACCAUCUAACGUAGAGUGCUUGAACCAACAACAACAAAAUGCGGUCCUAUACACCCGUAGCAUAACAACAACGUAGCGCAUUUGCUUUAAAACAUUGCAAGCUGAUGAACAGCUGUUCCCGAUGUGCAAAAUGGUUGACAAAAUAGCACAGGAUGAAUUGAAAAAAUGUCUAUAAAGGGAUUGUACGCAUGCUGAUGAUAUGAUAGAAACGAUUAAUAGUUGUCCUACCUGUUGAUGUUGCAUUUACUUUAUUCGUUACGUUUUUCAUUCUUCUUAUCAAGUUAUACUUUUCUAGUUUGGUUUGCAUAGUUUUUUUCCCCCUAUUCAUUUGUAGGCACAUGUUACUUAAAUGUUUUACACAUGAUGGUAAGUUGUUGUGGUAAAAGCUGCUAAAGUGACUUUUUGUUUUGCAUGAAGUGUCCCUUCCUGAUCAUAGUGUGACACGAAAGGAACCAAGAAUGAGGAAUUAAACGAUUCGGGGGCGGUAGGUUAAUACGAAGAACUGAAGGAACCAGUUAUAUUUAGACGAACAGAUUAAAUGAUAUACACGUUUAGCGAUAACUUAUAUAUAUACACACACAGACACAAGUAUAUACAUGUGUAAUAACUACAGAUAUAUUAAAUGCGUAUACACAUAAUCCUAUUACAGGCUAUAAUAAAUAAAAGAAUAACUGAA